Molecule: messenger RNA, 5364 nt
Organism: Lymnaea stagnalis (great pond snail)
Lineage: Eukaryota; Metazoa; Mollusca; Gastropoda; Lymnaeidae
Source: the annotation of a GenBank genome assembly
AUUUCAGGUUGUAUGGCUGAGCGUCUAAAGCACAAAAUUUUAGAAAAAGAAAAAAUGGUAGACAUAGUUUGUGGCCCCGAUGCCUACAGAGACUUACCUCGAUUGCUGACUGAGGUUUACACUUCAGAUGCAGCUGCAGGUAUAUUUCUUAUAACUAUUUUUAGCAUGAAACCAGGAAACAGGUUAUUCAUUCAGUUUGAUUAGGAAACUCAGAUUACCUAUAAUUUCUGAUUUCCUUAUAAACUGUUAAGACCUUUCAUCUUUAAGGAUAUGGAAUAAAUAAACAUCUUUUUACUAAAAAAUCUCAAAACUUAAAAACUUAUUUUCUCAAAACAAAUUGGCUGUCUCUUUAUGGGUCCCAUAAAAUUUUAAACUAAUAAAUUAAUAACAAAUUUGAAAUUGUUACAAAAUUAGCCAAACUUUCUCAUGAGUUUUGCUCUUUACUUUUAAAAUGUGUAUUGAGUACCUUAUUUCAAUUUAUUUAUAUUUUUUCUCCAAGUGAAUGUUCAACUAUCUUUGGAAGAGACGUACGCAGAUGUUGUGCCAGUGCGUCUUAACUCAGACAGUCCUUCAGCUUUUGUGUAAGUGAUGGGCAUGAAAAAUAUUUGAUUUUAGUUUCUAAAAUGAUAAACUAUUGCUAAAAUCUAAAGGAAUCCUAUCUUUGUGCUUAAAUUUUGCUUGAUAUAAUUUAAAAAAUUUACCUGCAUUAUUAGCAGUUUCAUUUUUUGUACUAAAUCAGAUCAAUAAUGCGAGGCUGUGACAACAUGUGCACUUACUGCAUCGUACCUUUCACUCGUGGACGUGAAAGGAGUCGACCGAUUUCUUCAAUUGUAGAAGAGAUUAACAUCUUAUCUGAACAGGUCAUAAAGUGCUUAAAUAUAUUGUUUUCCCAUGACAUAUUUUUAUAGAUUUUCAAAAAAUAAUUAAAACAAAGAUCAGUUUAAGUUCAAAGACUUAAAUUGUUUCAUUUCUUUUUUAUAAACUGAUGAAAAGAUUGAAAAAAAAACAAAUUAGGUCAUGUCUUCAUCUCAUAUAUUUUUGUUUUGUGCAGGGGGUCAAAAAUGUAACUCUUUUAGGACAAAAUGUGAACAGUUACAGAGAUUUGUCAAUGGAAGCUGGUGAUCAAAACAGUGAGUCUACUCAACUUAGUACAGGUAAGAACCUACAUUAUAUUUGAUUCGUAGCUAUCUUUUGGCUAGGUAAUACUUGUCAGUGCCUGGUCAUGGACCGCAUCAAAUAACAACAAAACUAUGUAUAACAUGUUGAUUCGUUUUAUAAUGACCUUACUCUUUAGCAAUUAUUUUUUUUUUGCAAUAAAAGCUUUGUUUACUGUAAAAACGUAUUAAUAAUUGAUUAUAUAAAUAUAUUCAAAAAUUAUCUUCAGUUACACACAAUUUUAAUCCUCAAAUCACCAAAUUUCAAUAUAAUGUAAUUGUUUUCAUUGCUUGUUCAUUAGUCUCGUAAACUUAAUAGUCUGCUUAGUUAAAUUUUACACAGACAUAAAGCUGCAAGCAAUAAACAUGAAUGCAAUUAAAUGAAGAAAGUCGAUGAAAACAAGACAUAACUUUAAAAGCUGAAAGUAUUCUUUAUUAUGUUGGAACAAGGGGCAUUAAAAAUAUUCUUUCUUAUCAUAUCCAUACUCAGUCAUUGAAAUUUGAGUCACUGAGUUUUUUAGAUGAUGUGCUAGAUAUGGACUGUAAAAUUGUAUUUCAGGCAUUUAUCAACUUGAUUUGUAUUGACUUCCAGGAUUUAGCACUGUUUAUAAACCCAAGACUGGAGGGCUCAGAUUUGCAGCAUUGCUGAAAGCUGUAGCAGAAGUCAACCCAGAAAUGAGGAUCAGAUUCACUUCACCCCAUCCAAAAGAUUUUCCUGAUGAGGUAAUCAUAAACAGAGAAAUAAACUUACAACAGGAACCGUCAUUACAACAGGAACAUUAAUUUACAACAGGAACCGUCAAUACAACAGGAACAUUAAUUUACAACAGGAACCGUCAAUACAACAGGAACCUUAAUUUACAACAGGAACCGUCAAUACAACAGGAACAUUAAUUUACAACAGGAACCGUCAAUACAACAGGAACAUUAAUUUACAACAGGAACCGUCAAUACAACAGGAACCUUCAUUUACAACAGGAACCGUCAAUACAACAGGAACAUUAAUUUACAACAGGAACCGUCAAUACAACAGGAACAUUAAUUUACAACAGGAACCGUCAAUACAACAGGAACCUUCAUUUACAACAGGAACCGUCAAUACAACAGGAACAUUAAUUUACAACAGGAACCGUCAAUACAACAGGAACAUUAAUUUACAACAGGAACCGUCAAUACAACAGGAACCUUCAUUUACAACAGGAACCGUCAAUACAACAGGAACAUUAAUUUACAACAGGAACCGUCAAUACAACAGGAACAUUAAUUUACAACAGGAACCGUCAAUACAACAGGAACCUUCAUUUACAACAGGAACCGUCAAUACAACAGGAACAUUAAUUUACAACAGGAACCGUCAAUACAACAGGAACAUUAAUUUACAACAGGAACCGUCAAUACAACAGGAACCUUCAUUUACAACAGGAACCGUCAAUACAACAGGAACAUUAAUUUACAACAGGAACCGUCAAUACAACAGGAACAUUAAUUUACAACAGGAACCGUCAAUACAACAGGAACCUUCAUUUACAACAGGAACCGUCAAUACAACAGGAACAUUAAUUUACAACAGGAACCGUCAAUACAACAGGAACCUUCAUUUCAACAGGAACCGUCAUUACAACAGGAACUGUCAUUACAACAGGAACCUUCAUUUCAACAGGAACCAUAAUUACAACAGGAAGCGUCAUUACAAGAGGAACCUUCAUUUCAACAGGAACCUUCAUUACAACAGGAACUGUCAUUACAACAGGAACCGUCAAUACAACAGGAACCGUCAUUACAACAGAAACAUUCAUUACAACAGGAACCGUCAUUAAAACAGGAACCUUCAUUACAACAGGAACCCUCAUUACAAUAGGAACAUUCAUUAAGCUGUCAAAGAUUUAUUUUGAACUAUAAUUUAAGAAAAACACAUUUUUAUUAUCAGGAGUCUGUUAGUAGUUGCAUAGAAGGAGUUUAAAAUUAUCAAAAAGUCAUUGACAUAGUUUUAGCCAUCAAAGUUAUUUUUAAGGCUUAGUUUGAGUAAUUGAGAUACAAUUCUACUAUACUAUAUAGAAUUAAAUUUAACUUCAGUCAUUUUAUAAUCAUGUGUCAGGUGCUGCAGACUAUGCUGAACUACCCCAACAUCUGCAAACAAAUUCAUCUUCCUGCUCAAAGUGGCAACUCCGAUGUUCUGGCUUCCAUGGGGAGGGGAUACACCAGAGAGGCAUAUCUGCUGUUGGUCCAACACAUCAGAAGUAUUUUGCCAGGUAAAUCUCUGGCUUCUCCUGUCAACUAACUUGCCAAACUUUUUUUUUUCUAAUGUGUUAGAAGCGUUAUCAAGUAAUAAUUGAAAUGUGUGUUUUUAUCUAAUGCUGUGAUUAUUCUCUUUGUGCUGUUCCAAGGUGUCAGCUUGUCCAGUGACUUCAUUGCUGGCUUCUGUGGUGAGACAGAGGAGGCUCACCAGGACACAUUGUCACUUAUCGACAUUGUCAAAUAUAAUUAUGCUUUCUGUUUUCCAUACAGCAUGAGACAGGUGAACAGUCUUGUUUUGUUUCUUCAGUGUUUAACAUUUUAGCUUAAACCUUAUUUCCUAAGAGUUACAGCAUUUUAAAUUGUACCUUAUGUUUGCAUCAGAAUUUCCCAGUUAGGCCUGGUGUCAGAAUGUCCCAGUUACUCCUGGUGUCAGAAUGUCCCAGUUAGGUCUGGUAUCAGAAUGUACCAGUUAGGCCUGGUGUCAGAAUGCUAUAUUUGCUUUGGUUAGGUUCAUAGUGAAUCUAUGUAACCCACAGACAGGAUAGCAAUUUUACUCAAGUUUUCAUUCUCAAGCAUAGCUGCCUUGCCUAUUGCAAAUUUUAACCCAAAUAAAAUGUUGUAGUUGUAUGUCCAUCAUGCAAAAUUUUUCACUUAAAAACAGACAUAAUGCUUUAAAAUUACUUAAAGCAUUAGGAGAAAUUAUUUUUAACAAAAUUAGUUUUUUGAGAUAACAUAAAAAAAUUGAGUAAUUUACAAUUUUUAAGAAUGUCUGAAAUUUCUUGCCACCUGAAUAAAAAUAUUGACCAAUUUAAAAACUAAAACAGAAAUUUCCAUGACCAUUUUAGAAAACAAAAGCCUAUCAUCGUUUACAAGAUAAUGUUCCAAAAGAUGUGAAAAGUAGAAGACACCUUGAACUGUUUGACAGAUACCGUGUGCAUGCUGACAUCCGCCACAAGAGUCUGAUUGGUGAAAAACAGUUGGUCUUAGUGGAAGGGGUAAGUGUCUCAUUGGUAAAAAACAGUUGGUCUUAUUUGAGGGGGUAAGUGUCUGAAUGGUCAGAAACAGUUGGUCUUAUUUGAGGGGGUAAGUGUCGGAUUGGUAAAAAACAAUUGGUUUUAUUUGAGGGGGUAAGUGUAAGAUUGGUCAGAAACAGUUGGUCUUUUUUGAGGGGGUAAGUUUCUGAUUGGUCAGAAACAGUUGGUCUUAUUUGAAGGGGUAAAUGUCAGAUUGGUCAGAAACAGUUGGUUUUAUUUGAGGGGGUAAGUUUCUGAUUGGUCAGAAACAGUUGGUUUCAUUUGAUAGGGUAAUUUUCUGAUUGGUCAGAAACAGUUGGUUUUAUUUGAGGGGGUAAGUGUCGGAUUUAAUUUGCUAUUGAUUAUUUAACUAACAGGAGGAGCAGAGCCUCCAGAAUAAAAAAUAGAUAGAAACUCGAAGUAGAGAGCUAGCAAUUUUAGUUUUAAUUAUAUUUUUUUCAAUUUUGCAUUUUUAUGUUUCUUCCUCCAGGAAAGCAGGAAAUCAUCCCUAGAUUUAUCAGGACUUAAUGAUGCCAACACAAGAGUUGUGUUUCCUAGCAUCCCUCUCGGCUCAGAAAACCUGCACCCCCAGCCAGGAGAUUAUGUAGUAGUAGAGGUAAAAUUUCUUUGGUUAAUAAUUAUUAAGAUUUGUUGUAGAGAAUCUUUUCAUUUUUUUUUCUCUUUUCUUUGUUUCUUAAUUAUAAUUUAACUUUUAUUAUUUUAAUGUUUCCAGUUGUGUGUGAGUGGAUUAGAGAUUGUGUGCAAGGGUUUAAGGAUGACAAUGAGUUUAUUUGUUUUCAUUUUAUAUAAACUAAAUAGCUUCACAUGAACCUAGCAGAUAUAAAAGAUAUUUCAAAAAGGGAGAUUCCAUCAACUAAGGUUUCAUCUUGGUGUAAAUUUUAAAAUAUUUUCUUUUCUACAGAUCACAUCCGGGUCGUCAUUAACCUUACAAGGGAAGGCAC